AUGUCCUAUCUAUCACCGGAAAAGGCCGAAAGUGAAUUGACCCAGAGUAUCAAAAAGGCUACCAGCAUUGAGGAAAGUGCACCCAAACAAAAGCACGUUCGAAAAUGUAUUGUCUACACCUGGGACCACCGUACGUCUGCUGUCAUUUGGAACAUUCUCAAGGUGCAGCCACUGCUAUCCGACGAGGUGCAAACAUUCAAGGCACUCAUCACGGUGCACAAGAUCAUCAAGGACGGCCAUCCCAAUGUUAUCAAAGAUGCUCUCCGUGAAAUAGGAUGGUUGGAAGCUUGUGCAAGGAGUGUGAUGGCUGAUGGCAUUCGUGGAUAUGGUACCUUGAUCCGUAACUAUGUCGAUCUCUUGCUGUACAAGCUUCAGUAUCAUCGCCGACACCCCGAGUUCAAUGGCAGCUUUGGAUACGAGGAAUACAUUAGCUUGAAGAACAUUGAUGAUCCAAAUGAAGGCUUUGAAACAAUCAGCGAGUUGAUGCAACUUCAAGAUCGUAUCGAUACUUUCCAAAAGGUGGUUUUCUCCAGUUUCAACAUGGCCAGCAACAACGAAUGUCGUAUUGCAUCGCUUGUGCCUUUGGUGGAAGAGAGUUAUGGCAUCUACACAUUUAUUACCAGCAUGUUACGCGCUAUGCACAAACGUACGGGUGCGAUGGAUGCAUUAGAACCAUUACGUCAACGUUACAACCAACAGCAUUAUGGCCUUUUGCGAUUUUAUUCAGAAUGCGCCAAUCUCAGAUAUCUUACCAGCUUGAUUGAUGUACCAAGAUUAUCACAGGAUCCCCCUUCUCUCAUUGAAAGCGCUUCCACACCAACCCUUCCCAAACGCCCAACACCUGCAUCCUCAUCCCCAGCACCAGCACCAUCCCCUGAACCCGUCGUUGAUUUCUGGUCUGAACAACAAGCUAAGCAACAACGAGAAUAUGAAGAACAACAAAAGCAAUUGGCUCAACAACGAGCUGCUGAACAAGAACGUAUGCGCCAAAUGCAAUUACAGCAACAAAAGGAGUUUGAGGAACAACAACGAUUGCUUGCUGAACGUGCACGUCAAGAGCAAGAGCAAUUGAUGCGUCAACAAAUGUUGAGCCACCAGACUGGUCGUAUCAAUGAACUUGAAAUGCAGCUGCUCAAUUAUCGUAAUCAAGUCGAGCGGGAUCAAAUGCUCUUGGAACAAUAUGAUCGUCGAGUGAAAGCAUUGGAAGAAGAACUUUCUCAAGUCAAUGAGCACUUUCAACAACGAGAUCAAUCCAAGGAUGAGCUUAUUCGAUCGCUUCAAAAUGAGAUCCAAAUGUGGAAGAACAAGUAUGAGGCUCUUGCCAAGCUCUACAGCCAGCUGCGUAAGGAACACAUUGAUUUGCUCAACAAGUACAAGCAACUUCAAGUGAAGGCCAACUCGGCCAAUGAAGCUACCGAGAAGCUCGAGCGUAUGCAAGCUGAUAUGCGUGCCAAGAAUGUCGAGCUUGCUGAUCUUAUCCGUGAGCGUGAUCGUGCAAGAAAUGAAUUGGCAAGAAUUCAAACCAAUCAACGUGAUGAUAUUGAACGUAUGCAACGUGAACUCAAUGAUGCUCGUUCGCAAGCACAAGAUGCUGGCAAAUCCAAGGGUGCUGAAGUUAGUGCUCUUAUCGCCAAGUUCAAUCGUGAAAAGGCCGAGUUGGAAGCAAGUUUGGUCGAGAAGCAAGCUAUUAUUGAUGAAUUCCUCAAACAAAUGGAAGAACAGCAAGGUGAUGCCGAUCGUAUUCGCAGGGAGAAAGAUGAAGAGAUUGCUGUUCUCCAAGCUGGUAUGGAUGAAUGCCUUCAACAAUUGGCAGCUCUACAAGAGAAUGACCGCCAAGAAGAUUUGCAAGAGGAGGUCAACCGCUUGGAGAGGGAGCAAACCGAGAAACUCAACCAGAUCCUUGACAGCAUCUUGACAACAUGUGUACAAAAGAUCAACGAAGGUGUUUACGAGCUUGAGACUCCAGGACAGCAUGGCAACGAGAAUGCGACACCUGAGUUGACCUUGUCAAUGAUUGAACGAGCCAGCAUCAUGUCUGUUGAAUUCAUGUCAGCUUUUAGCAAGUUCCUUGAUGGCAGCAACAGCGGCGAUCAUACCGUUACCAUUACUCGUGCACUCGAAUUUGCCGAUACUAUUAUUGAUGUACUCCUCCAUGCUAAAGGCAUCACUCGUUUGGUUGUUGAUGAUGAGGAUAUUGAAGAAAUCAUCAAGCUUGCCCGUCAAUCUGCCGAGUCGUGUAUCCAAUACUUUAGCGGUGUCAUGUCAUCCUAUCUCAAGAUGUUACCAUCAGCACAACGACCUGAAGUGUUGAUCCAGGGUGAUAUGCGUGUACAAGAUUCCUUGACGAAGCUCUCGCAAAAGACGGAGGAUUUGAUUCUUACGGGCAUGGAUAUCAACAAGCUUGAAGAUGGUGAAAUUGGUGAUUUGGUUGAGCAAGAAAUGAACAAUGCCGCACGUGCUAUUGAGGAAGCCACAGCCAAGAUCCAAGCAUUGAUGCAACGUCCUAGCAACCCAGAGUUCUCAGCUACGGAUAUCCAAGUGCACAAGUUGAUCUUGAAUUCGGUGCUUGCCUUGACCAAUGCUAUUGGCAACUUGAUAAAGUGUGCUACAGCUUCUCAGCAGGAAAUUGUUGCCCAAGGUAGAGGCUCAUCAUCCAAGGCUGCCUUUUACAAAAAGCACAAUCGUUGGACUGAAGGUCUUAUCUCCGCUGCCAAGGCCGUUGGAUUUGCUACCAACUUGCUUGUCGAAGCUGCUGAUGGUGUUAUUAGCAAGACACACUCGCUUGAGCAAUUGAUUGUCGCCUCCAAUGAAGUAUCAGCUGCAACAGCACAGCUUGUCGCUGCUUCACGUGUCAAGUCCACCUUCAUGUCCCGUACACAAGAGCGUCUUGAGCUUGCAGCCAAGGCUGUCAAGGAUGCUGCUGCUGAACUUGUUAAGCAAGUGCGCAACCUCGUUGCUAAAAAGGCAGAGAAUGAUGAUCUCAACAUUGACUUUAACAAAUUAUCGGUGCACGAGUUCAAGCGGAGGGAAAUGGAGCAGCAAGUCAAGAUCCUCAAAUUGGAUGCUGAGCUUACAAACGCACGCAGAGUUUUGGCAGAGAUGAGACGAAGCGGAUAUCAUACCGAGGAAACCGAUUAG
This is a messenger RNA of Lichtheimia ornata, 3138 nucleotides long. RefSeq lists its product as uncharacterized. The transcript has 13 exons. The record is from RefSeq and is a predicted model, not a curated record. Bases 1 to 3138 code for a protein of 1045 amino acids. Gene Ontology annotation, molecular function: clathrin light chain binding; clathrin-cargo adaptor activity; phosphatidylinositol-3,4-bisphosphate binding. Gene Ontology annotation, cellular component: clathrin-coated vesicle; actin cortical patch. Gene Ontology annotation, biological process: clathrin coat assembly; actin filament organization; endocytosis. Lineage: Eukaryota; Fungi; Mucoromycota; Mucoromycetes; Mucorales; Lichtheimiaceae.